AUGGACUAUGCAUAUAGAGUCAUUAAGAAUGUCAAGUAUUUCUACAACACCAUCAAUCCGGCAACACUUUCAGGUGCUAUCGAUGUGGUCGUGGUAGAGCAGCCGGAUGGCGAGUUCAAAUCCACUCCAUUUCACGUAAGAUUUGGGAAAUAUGGCGUCUUCAGUCAUAGUGACAAGUACGUCGAUAUUCAAAUCAACGGUGAGGAAAUCGACUUGAAAAUGAAGCUGGGUGAAAGUGGUGUUGCGUUUUUUGUGGAAGAAGCGGAUCCACAUCAGACACCAUCAUAUAUGCUCACAUCUCCUCUACCGGAACCAGGGUGUCCUCCAGCCCAAUCCACUGACCAAGUUUUAACCGAAAGUGCGAAAAUCCUGAGUGAAAAGAGCGCUGGAGCAGAAAAUGAUCGAAAGCCGGCCGCAGCGAUAGAUGCUGCUCCCGAACCAGUGAGGAAAAAGGAUUCACAGGAGCCGAAGCAGGAACAGUCUUUGUUGGAGGUUCAACAGAGGAAAAGGAAUAUGCCAUUUAAUUCGUCUGUGUUCAGCAUAAGAAAAAAUCGGUCUCUACCCGAUUUGCACUCUAUUGCCGACCAAAAAAGUGGUUAUCAUUCAGAUGUUGAAGGAAAACCUGUAAAGGAGACUCCAAGAAAGUGA
Messenger RNA from Cooperia oncophora, 648 nucleotides. The record is from the annotation of a GenBank genome assembly. NCBI's taxonomy places the organism in Eukaryota, Metazoa, Nematoda, Chromadorea, Rhabditida, Trichostrongylidae.